GGCCGAGUUAUCGGCCACCGGACCAAAUUUCAACAGUUCUGAUCGACCUCCAUUUGAUUUCUUCUUCUUCGUUGCCUCCAUUCCUACUCCGGCGAGCCAUAACGUCCAUUCUUGCGUCCCACUCCCACCUCUCACCUCAACUUUUUUUUUAAUUUAUCUCAUCUCAACUGUCAGUGCCAUCGUUGAAGGAGUGUCUAACGCUAGGUUAUCAUUGUAUUUACCGAGAGUUAGGUUUGCACCUAAGUUUAACAAGCAACGACCACCAUUUCUGGCUAGUAGGAGUGUCUUUUUCUUAUCACUGAACGUGAGAGGUUAGGACACAUCACAUCAGGAGGGGCUAGGCUAACGCUAACAAUGGCCGCCGCGUCCGAUCAACACGCCGGCGACCGGCACGAGACGCCGCCGCUGGUGUUCGACGAGGUCCGGUGGGUGGUCCAGAUCCGGCGCUCCCUCCAGGAUGACGGCGCCGGCGGCGGCGGCGACGACGACGACAACGGCAUCCCGGUGUCCGUGUUCAACGUCCCCAAGCAGCUGCGGGUGCACAAGCCCGAGGCCUACACGCCUCAGUUCAUCGCGCUCGGGCCCUACCACCACUGGCGCCCCGAGCUGUACGAGAUGGAGCGCUACAAGCUCGCCGCGGCGCGCCGCGCGCAGCGCCGGCUCUGCGCGGGGCUCAAGCUCGAGGGCCUCGUCCAGCAGUUCGUCCAGCUGGAGCGCCGGGUCCGCGCCCACUACCACCGCUACCUCGACUUCAGCGGCGAGACGCUGGCGUGGACGAUGGUCGUCGACGGCGCGUUCCUGCUCGAGUUCCUGCAGAUCUACGACGCCGCUGCCGCGGCCGACGACGACGAGGGGGGCGGCGGCAGGGCGCUGCGGCGGCUGCCGUCGAGGAUGGCGCACCUCGUCGACUUCGCCGGGAGGAAGUCGGCGCACAACCUCAUCCUCCGCGACAUGCUCAUGCUCGAGAACCAGGUCCCGCUCUUCCUCCUCCGCCGGAUCCUCGAGCCGCAGUGCGCGUCCGCCGACGAGGCCGCCGGGCUGCUCGCGCGGAUGGUCACCGGGCUCAUGAAGGAGCUCUGCCCGUUCAAGAUGAUGGCCAGCUUCCCGGCGGUCGUCGACGUCGGCAAGCACGCGCACCUGCUCGAGGUGCUGUACCACAUACUCCUGCCGGAGCCGGCCGAUGACUCCACGGCGGAGGCCGACGCCAACGGCAACUUCCACGACGACGGCUACGACAUUGAGGAGCAGGCCGCGGACGGCGGCGGCGCGGCGGAGCAGCGGAAGCCGGCGGCGUGCGGCGGCUGCGAAUACGUGAAGCAGCUGUUCCUCGCCGUGUGGGGCAUCGUGUCGGGGCUCAACAGCACGGCCGGCCCCGUGCGCUACGUGACGAAGCCGAUCGAGUUCGCCAUCAAGGCGCCGUGGAAGAUGCUCGCCGUGGUGCCGGGAGUGGGGUCCUUCAUGUCCGCAGGCGACGGGAGCACCACCAACCCCCGCGACCCGAGCUCCUCCGCGGGGUACCUGACCCGGCCGCCGCUGAUCGAGGAGAUCAUGAUCCCCUCGGUGUCGGAGCUGGCCAACGCCGGCGUCCAGUUCGUCCCGACCGCCGGCGGCCUGUCUACCGUCGCCUUCGACGCCAAGGCGGCGAACUUCAGCCUCCCCGUGGUGACCCUGGACUCCAACACGGAGGUGGUGCUCCGGAACCUUGUCGCCUACGAGGCGGCGGCGGCGUCGGGCCCGCUGGCGCUGGCGCGGUACACGGAGCUGAUGAACGGCAUCAUCGACACCGACGAGGACGUGGCCGUGCUGCGGCGGCGCGGGGUGGUGCUGAACCGGAUGAAGAGCGACGGCGAGGUCGCCAGGCUGUGGAACGGGAUGACGCGGUCGGUGCGGCUGACCAAGGUGGCGGCCAUGGACAGGGCCGUCGAGGAGGCCAACCGCUACUACAACUCGCGGUGGCGCGUGAGGGCGAAGCGGUUCAUGCGCAAGUACGUGUUCAGCUCGUGGCAGGUGCUCACCUUCCUCGCCGCCGUCAUGAUGCUGCUGCUCACCACGCUCCAGGCCUUCUGCUCCGUCUACACCUGCUCGCGGUGGUUCGGCGCCGUCACCGUCGCCAAGGCGGGGUGAUCGCCAUCGUCGCCGUCGCGUUGGACUCGCCGGGAGCCUUUCUGGAUCGGGACACGCGCGACAUGAUUUGCAUGGGGUUUGGUAUGGGUCAACGACGAGGUAAUUCAGUUUUUUUUGGGUAGUGUGGGCUGGCAAUUCGUUGUUGUUAAAGAUGUACAUAGUAAUUGGUUGUGAAUUGUGAUGAGGUUGAUUUUCACUCUAUUGGCUUUACAUUUGAAUUUGUGGUGAUUUUGCAAAGCUGAAUGGUAUAUAUGUUAUGAAUAA
This is a messenger RNA of Panicum virgatum (switchgrass), 2388 nucleotides long. RefSeq names its product putative UPF0481 protein At3g02645. The transcript has a single exon. Lineage: Eukaryota; Viridiplantae; Streptophyta; Magnoliopsida; Poales; Poaceae. The record is from RefSeq and is a predicted model, not a curated record. Bases 355 to 2124 code for a protein of 589 amino acids.